Molecule: messenger RNA, 2024 nt
Organism: Labeo rohita (rohu)
Lineage: Eukaryota; Metazoa; Chordata; Actinopteri; Cypriniformes; Cyprinidae
Gene: smyd2b
Product: SET and MYND domain containing 2b
Exons: 12
Coding region: 326-1711 (461 amino acids)
Cellular component (GO): nucleus
Molecular function (GO): protein binding
Source: RefSeq, a predicted model, not a curated record
GUCGAUUUGUGUAAGACAAAAACAGUGUAAAGAAAGUCUAAAAAAGGGCAGACUCGAAAGGAAGCCAGUGUGUCACUUGAUCUACGAAUGCAGAUAAAACCUAAAACCAUGUUGUGCUUGACUUGCGACAUGGCUGCAUGCAUAUACACUGUAACAACAAUUUUACAAACUACAGGCCUACGUUCAUAUACGUGACGCUUUAACUUGAUUCCUUUUUCAUUUAAAUAUUGUAUUUAAUAGCUUUAUUAUCUUCCUGAAAUAAGUUCUAAGAUUCGGGCGUGGACAUUUCCACGUGCAUGCUGGGUGAACUUAUAAAUAUUCAUAUAUGGUCCACCCAUUUAUCUCAGAAAAUCUUAGAAAUCUCAGAACACCGGUGUGGACUGCUGUACCAUUAAGUGCUGGAUUUAUGAUGGAGUCGGAGGGCAUCGCGGGCAUUGAGCAGUUUGACAGCCCAGGGAAGGGCAGAGGACUACGGGUGAGCAGAGCGUAUGGAGUCGGUGAAUUGCUGUUCUCGUGUCCCGCAUAUUCAUACGUACUGUCCGUCAACGAGAGAGGAUUCAUCUGUGAACAGUGCUUUACAAGGAAAAAGGGUCUUGCAAAAUGUGGAAAGUGCAAAAAAGCAUUCUACUGCAAUGUGAACUGUCAGAAAAAGAACUGGCCCAUGCACAAGCUGGAGUGCCAUGCCAUGUGUGCAUUUGGAGAGAACUGGUGCCCCUCAGAGACAGUGCGACUGGUGGCCAGAAUCAUCGCCAGGCUGAGACACCAGAGAGAGAGAAGCCCAUCAGAGAAACUGCUCUCACUGAGGGAUAUGGAAUCCCACAUGGAGGAUAUGGAUAAUGAGAAAAGAGAGUUGAAUGAAGCACAUAUAGCCGGUCUCCAUCACUUCUACUCCAAACACCUGGACUUCCCUGAUCAUCAGGCCCUGCUCACACUUUUCUCACAGGUUCACUGUAACGGCUUCACUGUGGAGGACGAGGAACUCUCGAACUUGGGUUUAGCUAUUUUUCCAGACAUUGCCCUCUUGAACCACAGCUGCUGUCCCAACGUCAUAGUCACAUACAGAGGUAUCAACGCUGAAGUGCGGGCUGUACAGGAAAUCAGUCAAGGGCAAGAGAUAUAUACCAGCUACAUAGACCUGCUGUACCCUACAGAGGACAGGAUCGAGAGACUCAGAGACGUCUACUACUUCAGCUGUGACUGCAAAGAGUGCUCAACCAAAUCCAUGGAUAAGCAGAAGUUGAAGGUGCGGAAACUGAGUGAUGAGAUCAGUCAAAAGGAGAUCAGGGAUAUGGUGCGUUACGCUCGGAAUGCCAUGGAAGACUUCCGCAGGGCCAAACCUGAAAAAAGUCCUGCUGAGCUGCUAGAGAUGUGUGAGCUCAGCAUUGAUAAGAUGAGCACAGUGUUUGAUGACUCAAACAUCUACAUCCUUCAUAUGAUGUACCAGGCCAUGGGCAUCUGUAUUUUCAAUGAGGAUUAUGAUGGAGGUGUUAGAUAUGGAGAAAAAGUCAUGAAGCCAUACACUGUCCUUUACCCAGCAUACUCUCUAAAUAUUGCAUCUAUGUAUCUGAAGAUGGGCAGACUCUACAUGGCUCUGGACAAGAAGUCCACUGGCAUAAAUGCCUUUCAAAAGGCUUUGGCCAUCAUGGAGGUUGUUUAUGGAAAGGACCACGCAUAUGUAACAGAGCUCAAACAGGAAAUAAGAGGGGAAUAAUGUAAAUAGUGUGUACUGUUUAUGAUUGCACUUGAGUUUCACUUUGUAAAAGUAAACAAUUGGACAGACUUUCUUCAGUAAUAUGCUUAAAAAAGGCUGAUAAAAUAUUUCUGUACAAGAUAUACCUCUCAGAAAGAAGUGCUAUUGUAACAAGUGUGCAAAAAGGGGGGGAAACAAAAUAAUUUAUAUGAAUGGUUCUCAAUCCUGGUCCUGGGGGCUCCCUGCUCUGCACAUUUUGCAUGUCUCCCUUAUUUCACACACCUGAUUGAGAUCAUCAACUCAUUAGGAGAGAGAUCCAUGAACUGAACUAAUG